GAAAUAAUGCAUAAAAAGCAUGAUAUAAAUAGUGGAAGUGCAACUUGAAAAACAACCUUAAAUGUACAGUGACGUAAGGCGUAAACGUCACGGUCAGCUGUUCAAUCCGGAAGUAAACAGCGCUGGACCGAGCAGCAACACGACGGAGGAAGGAACCACUUUCCAAAUGACGUCGCUGAUUUGCACUUUGCAACACCAUCGGGACGAUGUCAACUGGUGCGCCUUCUCAGGCAAACUGCUGGCCACGUGUUCCGGCGACAAAACGCUCCGGGUCUACGACACGACAGACUUCUGUGAGCUGCCUUUCUCGCCGCUGUCAGGACACGGCUACAGCGUCCACUGCUGCUGCUUCAGUGCCUGUGGACAGUUCCUCGCCUCGUGUUCCACUGACGCAACCGUGGUGAUCUGGUCCAUGGCGUCGGGUGAGAUCGAGUCCGUCCUGGAGCAUCCGGGUCGCAGCCCGGUCAGAGUCUGUGCACUGUCCCUCGACUCCGCUCACCUGGUCUCUGGUGCAGCUGAUGGCACCUUGGCUCUAUGGGAUUUUCCUUCUAAACGUCUGUGCAGGACCGCCACAGUGAAUGACGCCACGGUGGUGGCCUGCUCCUUCAGCCCCUGCAGCCAGCUGUUCAUGACUGGCUCCAGCUAUGGGGACCUGCGUCUGUGGAACCUGGACAUGAACCAGCUCCAUGUAGAGAAGAAUGCCCACGACCUGGGAGUCACCUGCUGCACGUUUGCUCCCAGUAUCCUCAUUGGUGGUCUAAUGGUGCAGUUUCGUCUGGCAUCCUGUGGGCAGGACAGUCAACUGAAGAUCUGGUCUAUUACCAAGUCCAGCGCUAAGACCUGUAGGAUGCAGCUCCUGCACACACUAAAUGGACAGAUGGCUCCAGUCCUGUCCUGUGCUUACUCCUUCGAUGGGCAGCUGCUUGUGUCUGGCUCUGUGGACAAAACUGUUACAAUUUAUGAUGCUAAAAAUGCAGUUUUGCUUUACACGUUGAAAACGCACGAGAGGUAUGUGACAGCUUGUGCCUUUUCUCCAACUUUACCGCUAAUUGCCACAGGAUCGAUGGAUAAGACUGUAAACAUCUGGAGGCUGGAUGAUGGAUGCAGCGGUCAAGUGGAAGCUGGGAAGUCGUUACCUGCGGAGACGGCGCUGACGUCAGAUGAAGGGAGAAACCCAGCAAGCCGAUCCAAGCUGCUGGUCAGUGAUUGGUCAGAAGAGGAUAUGUCAGAGUGGCUGGUGGAGGAAGGCCUUGGGGGAUUGGUGGACAAAUUCAGGGCCAACAACAUCGAUGGGACAGAGCUGCUCGGUCUCACCAAGGAAACACUGGCGUCAGAGUUGCACAUAGAAUCUCUAGGCCUGCGCAGUAAACUGCUAAGGAUGGUGGAGGAGCUGAAGAGUGAAUCAGUGUGUUCAGGCAUUCCUGAUGAGUUCCUGUGUCCCAUCACCAGAGAGCUGAUGAAGGAACCGGUCAUAGCUGCUGAUGGCUACUCAUAUGAAAGAGAGGCCAUCGAGAGCUGGAUCCACACCAAGAACCGCUCCAGCCCUAUGACCAACCUCCCCUUACUGACCACCCUGCUCAUCCCUAACCACACCCUGAAGAUGGCCAUUGGUCGCUGGAAGACCACUCAGUCUCAGGCAUAGACAGACACCGUAAAGCACAGGGAUGCUCCAGCAUCCCAGGUACAGGUUUGUGAGAAUUAGCUCCAGCUCAGGCAGGUUUACCACUGAGCAGAAAAGCAAGCAUUGAUAUUCUGUCUGGAAAAGUGACCUGGCUGCAAAGAAUUCACUUGCUGGUCUGCCCCCACCUGCAACAACCACCAGUCUGUGCCUCUCCAGCUGCCACUUGCUGCCUUUAGCCUCAGGACAUUGUGUUCCCUGCACAGAGGGUUUGUUUAGGCUGAGCCUAUCUGAGUAGCAUGCGCACAUCCAGUACAUAAAGAUAAAAAUAUACCACAAAGUGGCUGCAGCUUUGUAGGAUUGUGAUUAUAAAAUCCUUCAUUUGCCCAUUUUACCAUGCAGUUCACUCAUUUUUGCAUCGCAACAGAGUCCGUCGACCUGCAGGAGUUGGUGGCAGACAUGACGGUUUGCUAGAUUGUCUGAAUGUAGCUGGACCCACACUGUGGGCUACUGCGCUUGACUAAAGUCGAUCAGCUUUCUUGGUUUGCACAGACUGUCAUCUACCAUGUAAUGCAUUAAUAAAAAUAAUAAACAUGGCUUCAAUGUUUAGACA
Messenger RNA from Betta splendens (Siamese fighting fish), 2231 nucleotides. It is a transcript of the gene wdsub1, whose product is annotated as WD repeat, sterile alpha motif and U-box domain containing 1. Bases 62 to 1642 code for a protein of 526 amino acids. Gene Ontology annotation, biological process: protein ubiquitination. The transcript has 13 exons. Gene Ontology annotation, molecular function: ubiquitin-protein transferase activity; protein binding. Lineage: Eukaryota; Metazoa; Chordata; Actinopteri; Anabantiformes; Osphronemidae. The record is from RefSeq and is a predicted model, not a curated record.